Messenger RNA from Cyprinodon variegatus (sheepshead minnow), 609 nucleotides. RefSeq names its product protein CutA homolog. The record is from RefSeq and is a predicted model, not a curated record. Gene Ontology annotation, molecular function: copper ion binding. Gene Ontology annotation, biological process: response to metal ion. Lineage: Eukaryota; Metazoa; Chordata; Actinopteri; Cyprinodontiformes; Cyprinodontidae. The transcript has 7 exons. Bases 128 to 595 code for a protein of 155 amino acids.
GGCGGAAGAAGAAGCUGGGGGGGAUUUUACGACGUUUGCAACAACAUAGAGCUGUCACAAUUUUCGGCAACGAAAAGAAACCGUGGAGAAGCCCUCUCAUGAGGUAAAAUUGUACGAAAAAAAGGUAAUGCGUGUUGGAGUCCCGAGUGGAGAGAAACUGCAGAGAGGAUCUUACAAAGCUGUGAUUUUGACUGUGCUCCUGAGUGUGUUUAUGUUCCAACUGCUGAGGAUUGUUGGAUUGCGAGCGUUCUCCAUGGCAUCUGAGACGUACAUAUCAGGAACACACUCUGCAGCUUUUGUCACCUGUCCAAAUGAUACCGUUGCUAAAGACUUGGCUAGGGGUAUUGUGGAAAGGAAACUGGCUGCAUGUGUGAACAUUGUCCCAGCAAUUAAAUCUGUAUAUGAGUGGCAGGGAAAGAUUGAAGAGGACAACGAAGUGCUUCUUAUGAUCAAAACAAGAAGCUCCAAAGUGGCUGCUCUCGCUGAAUAUGUCCGCUCUAAUCACCCCUAUGAGGUGGCCGAGGUCAUCAGUCUACCGAUUGACCAGGGCAACCCACCUUACCUGAAGUGGAUUGGAGAUAUUGUACCCGAGUAGACAGAUGGCUAAAU